Molecule: messenger RNA, 1687 nt
Organism: Limanda limanda (common dab)
Lineage: Eukaryota; Metazoa; Chordata; Actinopteri; Pleuronectiformes; Pleuronectidae
Gene: steap2
Product: STEAP family member 2, metalloreductase
Exons: 6
Coding region: 99-1643 (514 amino acids)
Biological process (GO): copper ion import
Cellular component (GO): plasma membrane; endosome
Molecular function (GO): ferric-chelate reductase (NADPH) activity; cupric reductase (NADH) activity
Source: RefSeq, a predicted model, not a curated record
GACCGUGUCCUUCACAAGAACACAAGGUCUCUGCAGACAGAAGCCAUACUGAAAUCCUCCUUAGCCGAAAACCAUUGAGGAAGUGACAGGGAGGAAGGAUGGACUCUAUCUCUAUGAUGGGUGGAAGCAGGAGCCACAUGUUCCUCACAGCCUCCUCCUCUCAACACAUCCAUCACGCCCAGGCCUGUUUCCUGCCCAACGGCAUUAAGAAUGGAGUUGGAGAUACUGGCACGACUUGUGUGUCUACCCAGCCUACAGUGGCCAUCCUGGGCUCAGGUGACUUCUCCAAGAGCCUUACCAUCCGCUUGCUGCGUCGGGGUUUCCAUGUGGUGGUGGGCAGUCGCCAUCCCAAACUGGCAGCACAGUCAUUUCCCCAUGUGGUGGAUGUGACGCACCAUGAAGACGCUGUGGGAAAAGCCAGUGUCGUGUUCCUGGCAAUCCGCCGGGAGCAUUAUGCUGUCCUGUGGGACCUUAAACAUCUACUGGAAGGAAAGUACCUGGUAGAUGUGAGUAAUAACAGGAGGGUGAACCAGUAUCCAGAGUCGAAUGCUGAAUAUCUGGCUUCACUGCUGCAGGACUCUAUAGUAGUCAAAGGCUUCAACGUCAUCUCAGCAUGGGCCAUGCAGCAGAGCUGCCCCAAAGAUGCCAGCACACAGGUAUUCAUCUGCAGUGACUCAGUGGAGGCUCGAAGGCAAAUUAUGGAGUUAGCCCGCCAGCUCAACUUCCAGCCUGUGGAUAUGGGCGCCUUGUCUUCGUCAAGGGACAUUGAGAACAUGUCCAUACAAUUAUUUCCUGGCUGGAGGGGCCCAGUCCUAGCUGCUGUGGCCCUCUCUAUCUUCUUUUUUGCCUACUCUUUUGUACGAGAUAUCAUCCACCCAUAUGUGAAAUACAAGCAGAGCGACUUUUACAAGAUCCCUAUUGAGAUAGUCAAUCGGACACUGCCCACUGUUGCUAUCACUCUUUUAGCCCUUGUGUACCUGGCAGGCCAGCUGGCUGCUGCCCACCAGCUCUACUAUGGUACUAAGUACAGACAUUUCCCACAUUGGCUGGAGGGGUGGCUGCAGAGCCGAAAACAGUUGGGCCUCCUCAGCUUCUUUCUGGCUGCUGUCCACGUUCUCUACAGCCUAUGUCUGCCCAUGAGGAGAUCGGAGAGAUACCUGCUGCUCAACACUGCCUACCAGCAGGUCCAUGCUAAAGUGGAGAAUGCGUGGAAUGAGGAGGAGGUGUGGAGGGUGGAGAUGUAUGUUUCCUUUGGGAUCAUGAGUCUUGGGCUCCUGUCACUUUUGGCCAUCACCUCCAUUCCAUCCGUCCACAGCAUGCUCAACUGGAGGGAGUUCAGCUUUAUACAGUCCACUCUGGGCUACAUUGCCCUGCUCAUUGCCACCUUCCAUGGCCUGCUGUUUGGCUGGAAGCGGGCCUUUGAGGAGGAGGCCUACCGUUUCUACCUGCCCCCCAGCUUCGUGGUGGCCCUGGCCCUGCCGGUGUGUGUGAUACUGGGAAAGGUGGUGAUUCUGCUUCCCUGUGUUGCCUGCAAGCUCCAUCGGAUCCGCCGGGGAAUGGAUAGCUGUCAGUACCAGUGCCAGCGCCUGGAGCCAGUGGGUUCAGCUGCCCAUGUUUCACCUGAGAGAGUUACCAUCAUGUGAUCACUGCAGCACAUAGCUAUCUGCUCCUUUACUUAGGGUUUCAC